AGAGGAGCUGUGUCAUCGGGAGCCAGGGCCCAGCCACAGAACCUGCAUGCGUGGCGUCUCCAGAGCCUCACGGGAAGGGAAGAGGGUCAGUGAGGUGUCAGUUCCCUAUUGGCCUAAACCACAGAUAAUUCGAAUGCACAUCUGCACCCCGACUGCAGCCUGUGCUCCAAGAAGUAAGUUCAGAGGCCAUGAGACUGCCUCUACCAUUGUUGCUACUGUUCGGGUGCAGGGCUAUCCUGGGGAGCUUCGGGGAUAGGGUUUCCCUCUCAGCUACAGCUCCCACACUGGAUGAUGAAGAGAAGUAUUCGUCUCAUAUGCCGACUCACCUGCGCUGUGAUGCCUGCCGGGCUGUAGCCUACCAAAUGGGGCAACAUCUGGCAAAAGCAGAGGCUAAAUCUCACACUCCAGACUCCGGUGGAUUGCAGGAACUGAGUGAAUCCACAUACACAGAUGUCCUGGACCGGACCUGCUCUCAGAACUGGCAGUCCUAUGGAGUCCAAGAAGUGAACCAGAUGAAGCGUCUCAUGGGCCCAGGACUUAGCAAGGGGCCAGAGCCAAGCAUCAGCGUGAUGAUUACUGGGGGUCCCUGGCCCAAUAGGCUCUCCAUGACAUGUUUUCACUACCUGGGAGAGUUUGGAGAGGACCAGAUCUACGAAGCCUACCGCCAAGGCCCUGAGAAUCUGGAGGCGCUUCUCUGUGAGGGCACCCAUGGGUCCUGCUCACAGGAGAUCCUGGCCCAGAGAGAAGAGCUUUAGUCCAAGCUGUGACACC
Molecule: messenger RNA, 771 nt
Organism: Arvicanthis niloticus (Nile rat)
Lineage: Eukaryota; Metazoa; Chordata; Mammalia; Rodentia; Muridae
Gene: Mzb1
Product: marginal zone B and B1 cell specific protein
Biological process (GO): regulation of B cell proliferation
Cellular component (GO): endoplasmic reticulum chaperone complex; extracellular region
Source: RefSeq, a predicted model, not a curated record